GGUGUUGGACUUCCGGGCUGCUUUUGCUUGUGCUCACUUUCACUCCGCGUGUGUAAAUCGUUUCUCCAAGGUACACCUCUGCGUGGGUGGCGCUUCCAGGGUCGCGGAGUCUGUGCACUCCCUAGGGGCCAGUGCAACCGGACUGGGGAGUGGCGGACAACCGUAGAUAAACAUGAUCCCAACUGAGCAUCAGCAGGAUGCUGAGCUCCACUUAGGAGAGAAGAUUGUAGCCAUGUUCCCCGUCCAGAUCCAAGCCAGGUUACCAUCAAUAUCAGAGCCUCCCAGAUUCAGCAAGUAUAACCAGGUGGUAAGAGAAGUACCGGGUUGGAAUCGCCCACCAUCAGCUCUUCUUUACCACCCAUAAGUUCCUACAGUCCAGUUUCUCAGAGGUUCCAGCUCCCUUGGAAGAAAGCAGCUUUUGUGAAGUAAGAAGGAGAAAGCCCCAGGAAUAGGAAUCCCACCUUGAAAGCCACACCUCUGACCUCAGACUUCUCAACCACAGCUAUAGAGCAGAGGCAGGAAACUGCUAGAAAGGAGCAGGUCCUAGGUUUGCAUAGUCUUGCAGUAGCCGUUCUUUAUUCUGCUCAGAAUGAGCAUUGCCUCACUAUCACCACAUCCAGAGGGCCUCACCGUGAUGGUGAAAGGUCUGGACCAAGCUUCAGAAAAGAUAGCUGUACAUUCAACCUUCUCUGUACUUUCCCAAAAGGAACAGAAAAAGAACAAAUCCCAGGGAUCAAUUUCAUUUGAGGAUGUGACUGUGAACUUUACCCAGGAGGAGUGGGGUCAACUGGACCCUGACCAGAGGGCCUUGUACAGGGAUGUGAUGUUGGAGAACUAUAGCAUCUUCAUCUCACUGGAAGAAUUGAAAGUUGAUGGCAUGAUAGAGAGCAAAGAAAACCAAGACAGACAUUUAUGGGAAGAUGCAUUUAUCAAUAACAAAAAAGUGAUUACAGAGAAAGAGAAUGUAUUAAGGAAAACAUUUAAUCUGUACAUAGACUCUAUUCCUUCCAGAAAAAUGUCCAGUAAAUGUAAUCUAGAUGGAAUCAGUUUAGAAAAUAUGUUGGAGUUAACCACUAAUAAUAAAACCUAUUCAGGAAAGAAAUCCGAUGAUGCCAAUGGGUAUGAGAAAUUGCCUCCUGAUACUAAUCAUGAGAAAACUCAUACUAGAGAGAAGUUUAAUGAAUUUAAUAAAAAUGAGAGCAUCUUCUAUCAUAAUGAGGAUUUUAUUCAGCGACAAAAGAGUCACACUGUGGAGCAACUGCCUGAAUAUAAUGAAUGCAUUAAAACCUUCCACAAUAAUGCUCUCUUCACUACGCAUAAGGAAACUCACACAGGUGAGAAAUUGUGUGAUUAUAAUGAAUGUGAGACAACUUUCAGGGGUCAGAUAAUUUACUCAAGGAAGAAUCACUAUAAAUUUAAUGAAUGUGGGGAAAGCUGUGAUAAGCCAGUCCUUUGGAAGAAACGUCCUAGAAUCCACAUGGGUGAAGAGUGUGAGAAAUACCACGAGUGUGAUGUAUGUGGGAAAACCUUCCUCCGGAAGUCAAACCUCACAAUACAUCACAGAAUACACACAGGAGAAAAACCCUAUAAAUGUAAUGAAUGUGGGAAAUCCUUUUACCAGAAGUCAACCCUUACCGUACAUCGAAGAACUCAUACAGGAGAGAGACCCUAUGAAUGUGCUAAGUGUGGGAAAAAAUUCUACCAGAACUCAGCCCUCCAUCAGCAUCAAAGGACACACACAGGGGAGAAGCCUUACAAAUGUAGCGAAUGUGGAAAAUCUUUCUCCCAAAAGUCAGACCUGACUGUGCAUCAGAGUUCUCACACAGGAGAAAAACCUUAUAAAUGUAACAAAUGUGACAAAUCCUUUAGUAUAAAGUCAAAACUCACUGUUCACCAGAGAAUACACUCAGGGGAGAAGCCCUAUGAAUGUAGCAACUGUGGGAAAAUGUAUCAUAUGAAGUCAACCCUCAUUAAACAUCAAAGACUUCACACAGGGCAGAAGAUAUAUGAAUGCAGUGAAUGUAGGAAGACCUUCUGUGGGAAGUCAGUUCUCCUUAAACAUCAGAGAACUCAUACAGGGGAGAAACCUUAUGAAUGUGUAGAAUGUAGGAAAACCUUUUCCGAGAAGUCAACCCUCAGUAAACAUCAGAGGAUUCAUACCGGGGAGAAACCCUUUGAAUGUAACAAAUGCGGGAAGUCAUUCUGCCAAAAAUCACAACUCAUUGAACAUCAGAGAAUUCAUACAGGGGAGAAGCCCUUUGAAUGUAAAGAAUGUAGGAGAACAUUUUGCCAGAGGGCAUCCCUCAAUGUACAUCAGAGAACACACACAGGAGAGAGGCCUUAUGAAUGUAACGAAUGUGGAAAAUCUUUUUAUGAUAGUUCAACCCUCACUAAACAUAAGAGGAUUCAUUCAGGGGAGAAGCCCUAUAAAUGUAAUGAAUGUGGGAAGACCUUCAGCCACAAAGCAACUCUCACCACACAUCAGAGAAUACACAGAAGAGGAACACCAUAGAGAUGGAUGGUGAAACCGUGUUGGCCUGACAGAAAGUAUAUCCAAGGAAGUAACCCUGUGGUUGUAAGGAAUGUGGGAAGUCCUACCAGAAGUCAGCCUCCAAUUUACAUCAUAGAGCUAAUGCAGGGGAGAUACCUGGCAAUGUUUUUACCAAACUGGGCACAGAACAAGUCUUUACUUCUCUGCUGCUCUUGCAUCCAAGUGAGAUGGGUGCAGGAGAUCUGGCCAAUGGGCUGUGAGGAUAAUGGUGUAAUUAACUUCUGGUCUGACACAUAAUGGCCUCCAUGGCAAUUCUUUGUAUUCUUUGUUCUCUAUGGAGUAGAGUAGAGUAGAAUGCCUUUUAGAGGGCAGCACUCACUGUGUGUUGGUGAACUCACACGAGAGUAGAAAUCUCUGUUAGCAUCUUGAUGUUUAGAAACCUAAUCCACAAACAAAACUUACUGUAACUGGAGAAAUCAGAGUUAAGAAAUCCUGAGAUUGCAACAAAUUAGAAAAGCCUUUCCAAAAAGGUAUCAUCUCAUUGAACCUCAGGUAAACUAAUAGACUAAAAUUGUAUAAGCACAUGGUUUUCUGAAAGCUUUCAACUAAACAUAUUUUAUUGUAUUUCAGAGAAUUAUUACGGAGGGAAACUGAAUUUAGAAAAUACAGAAAUUUUUUUCUUUAGAAAAAGUUUUUAAGUUGUAACAUAGGAAAUACAGAGGCCAAGUAUAUAUUUUUCACAGUUAGCCCAACUCUGAAUUUAAGAAAGCUGCUGUGAACAGUAAGUUCAUUGUACUUACCACCAUAAAAUCUGUUCAUUAAGAAAACAACCCCAUCUCCAAAUAUCCUGAAAUGUUUACUUGGGGAACCUAAGGAGGUUUGAGUGUGCCAAACCCAAUGUAGAUGUAACCUGGGAACUCUGUGUAUAGUAACAUGCCGUGUAUUGUUCUUUGCCUUUACUUCCUAGUAUUGGCAAUCAUGAUACGGUGCAAGUGUUGGCAGACAUUUUCUGUAAAGGCCAUAUAGUAAAUACUUUCACCUUACAGGCUACAUGUGCCUUCUGUCACUUUUUUUUUUUUCAACCUGUUAAAAAUGUAAAAAAUCAUUCUUAGCUCAUGGGCCAUUGAAAAACAGACUUGGCCGGUUUUAGCUUGUGGACCAUAGUUUGCAGACACCUGAUAUAGCAGUUAAAAGCAUGGACUCUGGAACUAUACUUUCUAGGCUCAGGUCCCAGUUCUGCACAUUAGCUAUGUGGCCUGGGACAAGUCCCUUAACAUUUGUUCCUCGGUUUCCUUUUUUGCAAAAUGAUGAUACUGACAUUACACUACAUGGAGUUCUAGUUAGGACUAGGUAAGUUAAUAAAGUACUAAACUACUGUAUAGAAUUUUACAAGUGUUAGCUGUUAAUAUGACUAGCAACAGAUUUGUUGGGGCUUUUACAGGCUUUUGAUUACCUACUCAGCAGCUGGCCCUCACUCACUCCAUGCCAGUAGACCAGUUAUUUUUGUUUCAUUGUCCACUUCCUCUCUGUAUGAUUUAGGAAAUGAAUGAUGAUUGAUCUAACCUAAUUUUUUCGAGCUUAUUAAGACAUAAUUGACAAAUAAAAUUGUAAAAUAUUUAAAAUGUGUAAUUUAAGUAUACAUUGUAAAAGGAUUCCCCUGUCAAGUUAAUUAACGCAACUGUCACCUCACAUGUAUACCAGCCCCACCCUGCCUUUUUGAUGAGAACAUUUACAUUCCCCUCAGCAAAUUUCAGUUACAUAAUACAGUGUUAUUAACUCAUUAGAUCAUCAUGGCCUAACCUAAUUUUGAAAAAUGUAUCCUGAUUAAUGAUUCAUCUGAAAUAAGCAUCUGACCCAGCUCUGGCCAGUGAAAAACUGAAGAAUGUUCAUUGAAAUAUGGGAAAACAGGAUUCUCCAGUGGUUAACAAACAUUUGAUUUUAAAAAAAAAAAAAGCCCUUUGAUUUUGCUGGAUAUUUUUAUGUCUGGAUGUGAUAUCUGAUUGUACUUUUUGAUCCUGAGCUAGUAUCUGAGGAUGGCAGAACACAAAGCUGGAAAGAGGUUGGGUCGACAGUGUCUUUUGAGCAGGUGAAUCAACCACCCGUCUUUAUAUGAGAUAUAUUUUUUUCUGAUUAUACUAGUUGAGUUGGGAUUUUCUGUUUCUUAGAGCUGAAGAUGGUUUAACCAACUUACAGGCAUACCUUUUUAAAGAGGUAUUAAUUCAAAAAUACUAACGGUCAUCAGCCUCAGGACACGUUCUCAUGAGAAACUGAUUCAGGUAGCCAUUUUUCAACCCUGGAAAUCUCCAUAGAGGGAGCCUAACCAUUAGAAAUAAAGCUAUUUGUCAUUCCAUCAUAUGAAACAAGUGUCUUAAUUCAUUGAGCUUUCAUUGCAUCUAUACGACAAAAGCACUCAGAAAAUCAUUAUCUCAUGUAUGCCUUACAUUUAAAAUAUGUGAAAUAAACAUUAAGUUAAAUUUAAUUGUCCAUUG
Molecule: messenger RNA, 4980 nt
Organism: Ailuropoda melanoleuca (giant panda)
Lineage: Eukaryota; Metazoa; Chordata; Mammalia; Carnivora; Ursidae
Product: zinc finger protein 883
Exons: 7
Coding region: 590-2512 (640 amino acids)
Biological process (GO): regulation of DNA-templated transcription
Molecular function (GO): DNA-binding transcription factor activity, RNA polymerase II-specific; RNA polymerase II cis-regulatory region sequence-specific DNA binding
Source: RefSeq, a predicted model, not a curated record